Molecule: messenger RNA, 198 nt
Organism: Penicillium waksmanii
Lineage: Eukaryota; Fungi; Ascomycota; Eurotiomycetes; Eurotiales; Aspergillaceae
Exons: 1
Coding region: 1-198 (65 amino acids)
Source: RefSeq, a predicted model, not a curated record
AUGUCUAGAGAAUAUGAGAAACAGGAAGCCUUGCGGAUGACCCAUCAAAAUGGUCCUGGAAACGGCAAUGGCAGCAGAAUUGGAAAUGGCAACGGAAAUGGACAGUCUGGAGAGCCGUAUAUCAACGAGAUAAUUCCGGUGGAUUCAUCAAGGCCUCGAAGACGCCCCGUGGAGCCGGACUCCAGAAGUGGUCGUUGA